CUGUCAGUGUGUUGGCGUUUUUACGCUCAGGCAUGAGUUCAACAGGUGGCGUGUCCACUUUUAGAAACAAGCUGCUGGGAUCACGACCAGUGUGCUUUCCUCUAUGAAAGACGCAUGAAAGGAUUCAGAACGUAACAUAUUUGUUGGUCAUGACAGACACCCGUUUUCCUUGGAUAAAUUUAGGCUAAAUAUAGAUCACAAUGGCUGUGUUCAAGCAGCAGCAGGUUGAGAAUUUCUAUGAGAUUGGAGAGGAACUUGGAAGUUCAUGUGUCUUUCAGUGGGCAGUUUGCCAUUGUUAAGCAGUGUCGUGAAAAGUGCUCAGGUCAGGAUUUUGCAGCUAAGUUCAUAAAGAAACGGCAGAGUAAUGCCAGCCGGCGAGGUGUGCUCCGAGAAGAGAUUGAGCGAGAGGUCAAUAUCCUACAGCAGAUACAGCAUCCCAAUAUUGUCAUGCUACAUGAUGUGUUUGAGAACAAGACAGAUGUGGUGCUGAUUUUGGAGCUGGUGUCUGGAGGAGAGCUUUUCGACUUUCUGGCACAGAAAGAGUCUUUAAGUGAGGAGGAAGCCACACAGUUUAUCAAGCAGAUUCUAGAGGGCGUUCACUAUUUACACACAGGGAAUAUUGCUCAUUUUGACCUGAAGCCUGAAAACAUCAUGCUUCUGGAUAAGAACGCCCCACUUCCCCGGAUCAAACUCAUUGAUUUUGGCUUGGCCCACAAGAUCGCUGAAGGGGUUGAAUUUAAAAACAUCUUUGGAACGCCAGAGUUUGUUGCUCCAGAAAUUGUGAAUUAUGAGCCACUGGGACUGGAAGCAGAUAUGUGGAGUGUUGGUGUUAUUACAUAUAUUCUGUUGAGCGGGGCGUCUCCUUUCCUAGGAGAAACGAAGCAAGACACCCUGGGAAACAUCUCAGCCAUGAACUAUGAGUUUGAUGAUGAAUUCUUUGGCCACACCAGUGAGCUUGCCAAGAAUUUUAUACGACAACUGCUGGAAAAAGACACCAAAAAGAGACUUACAAUUCAAGAUGCCUUGAACCACCCUUGGAUCAAGUCUAAUGAGCAUAAGGACGAGCGCAGUAAAGCACCAGAGAGGAAGAGAGAGCGUAGGCAGCUGAAGACGAAGCGUCUUAAAGAGUACACCAUCAAGUCCCACUCCAGCAUGCCUCCUAAUAACACCUACAUCAACUUUGAACGCUUCGCACAGGUGGAGGAGGACGUGUCAGCAAUGGAGGGCACUUUCUGCCAGCUGGCCUCGGCCCACGACUCCUUGCAGGAGGACAUUGAUGCACUAGUGUCCAUUUACAAUGAGAAGGAGAUGUGGUACAAAGAAGAAAGCGAAAGCAUCAGACACGAGUUGUCCCAGCUUCGUUAUGAGUUCCGUAAAGUCGAAGCCCAGAGACGGGGCGUUCACGAAGACAUGAGGAGCGUGGAUGGCAGCGUUAGCCGAGUGAGCGAGCGAUACAAGGAGAGGCAGACACGUUUUGAGGCCCUGCAGAAGGAGCUCUGUGCUGAGCUGCAGUGGGUACAGGAAGUGGUGGGUUCAUUCCAGGUCACCUUCCCAAACUGUAGCUUUAGCAGCGUGUUUAAUACCGAUGUCAAUGAAGCACUGAAAGAGUUGCUGAAUAGAUCCUGUGGAGGAGACCUGCUGACCGGCAGCGACCUGGACCAGCAGAGAUGACAUAUUAAUAACCCACCAUCCACUGAUCACACAUCGUUAUAUAAGCACUGGCGAGGUAAACAUGCUGAAGAUACUGCGCUGGGACAUUUAGAUCUGAAUAAAAGCAGGUAUGGUCAGUCAGAGA
Messenger RNA from Rhinichthys klamathensis goyatoka, 1795 nucleotides. It is a transcript of the gene dapk2a, whose product is annotated as death-associated protein kinase 2a. Bases 238 to 1671 code for a protein of 477 amino acids. The transcript is spliced from 11 exons. Gene Ontology annotation, biological process: positive regulation of apoptotic process; protein phosphorylation; intracellular signal transduction. The record is from RefSeq and is a predicted model, not a curated record. Gene Ontology annotation, cellular component: cytoplasm; nucleus. Gene Ontology annotation, molecular function: ATP binding; protein serine/threonine kinase activity. Lineage: Eukaryota; Metazoa; Chordata; Actinopteri; Cypriniformes; Leuciscidae.